Molecule: messenger RNA, 1392 nt
Organism: Drosophila bipectinata
Lineage: Eukaryota; Metazoa; Arthropoda; Insecta; Diptera; Drosophilidae
Source: RefSeq, a predicted model, not a curated record
AUGUGGCAUCGCAUUCAGGCAUCUUCUGACUGUGGCAGACUGGACGAGUCUCAGUUAAAGAACGGCAAACUCAUCACCGAACCAAACGAGCAUUCUUGGAUCGGUCUGAUUGAUAGAAAUGCCGAAUGCCUUGCCAUCUUGAUCGAUGUCCGCCAUGCUCUGGUACCAGGUAAUUGUAUCAUUGCUGAAAAUCCAAAUGUGAGCAUCAGCUUCGGCAUUCGGGACUCGAGCUACAUUAGCGUAGAAACCCCGCAAAGGGUGCCGGUCAGCGAGAUACAAGUGGACCCCGAGAGUGAUCUGACAUUACUCACUCUAAAAAACGACGUAGUGCUCUCCGAUUCAGUUCAACUCAUUUGCCUACCUUCGGUGGAGGAUCUUAGGGGCGACAAAUCUGAAGAAGAUCUUAUAUUAUCCGGCUACGAGACACCACAUGGUGUGCCAGGAUCAACUCCUGUAGAAAAAAAAAGGAUCAAGAUGAACUUUGAGCCCAUUAGCGGCUCGGAGUGCAACAAACAUAUUAGAAGCUUAACCGAGGAAUUAAUUUGCGGAACCACAGCUCGAAUCCCAUACCCGGGAUCGGCCCUUGUGAAAGCCACGGGAAGUCCCAAAAAGUUCCAUCUGAUUGGCAUCUAUGCAGCUAGUGUGAAGACGCAAGAAUGCGGCAGAGUGGACGAGGCUCAGUUAAAGAAUGGAGAGUUAAUUACCCAACCGAAUGAGCAUCCGUGGAUUGCAAAAAUUGAGGAUGAUGAGGGAAGGCUCCUUUGCUCGGCAGUCCUUAUAGAUGCCCGCCAUGCCUUGACCGGGGCCCACUGUGCCCAUAGCCCCAGUGUGGAAAUCAAGAACUUGAUUCUCGGUGACUGGAAUUUGGGCGACGAAACAGUGAACACAAAUGCAGAAGCCACGCAGAAAGUUCCGAUCAAAAAGAUAACAGUGCAUCCGGGCUACAAGCUUGGAGAGGCUCAAAACGAUUUGGCCAUCAUAGAGUUAAAGCAUGAAGUGGUCAGCACUGACUUCGUUCAACCCAUUUGCUUGCCUUCAGCUGAGGAUCUAAAGGGUGACAAGGCUAGUGGUGAUCUUGCUCUAGCUGGCUUUGCCAGGAUAGGACGACAUGACCCUCUGGGAACCAGGAGAAUUAAAGUUCCAUUUGAAUCCUUGAGCAGCCAAGAGUGCCACGAGCAGUUUAAACAAUUUCCAACAGAACUAAUUUGCGGCUUCGCUGCUCGUUCGCCUCUUUCCGGAUCUGCUUUGGUGGAGGCUGUCGGGAAUCCCAAGAAAUUUCAUCUGAUUGGCAUCGCUGUGGUUGGUUUUUAUUCAUCUGAGAAAAGGGAUCUUCAGGGCUAUAUAAGCAUUCCGCUUCAGUUGGAUUGGAUUCAGAAAAAUAUUAGCGAAUGA